AUGGGUUGCUCUGGAGAUCGCGAAAAGGGAGAUAAUCCGCUGGAGGAAAAAUGGGACUACGUUAACCUGGACGACUUCAAAUCCAGUUCAUGCUGGACAUCCUUCUCAUAUAUCUUCCUAUGGAUAAUGCUUAUAGUCUCAGUGGCAGUAUACGGUGUCGACAUCUUUACUGCUAUCAAUUUGCUUGCAUUUUCCCGUUGGUCUGGCCGCGUUGAACCCGCUAUCCCAUUCAAAAUCUCUCGGUGGAUCUUCGGCGUCUGUAUUCUCGUGUCGCUAGCUCUUCUGCUUUACCGCUGGAUAUUCGCUAUUCGUGCCAUGCGCUCCGGAAGUAUUCCUCGAAGCUACUUGGAUCCCCUUGCCGUGCGCAUUCAAAGUUUCCGUGUGCUUGAGAAGAAGGGCCGUGGAUACAAAAGGUUCCUCGUCUUUGCGGAGCUGACAAAGAGUAAAAAGGGAGCCGAGUAUGUCGCCCUCUAUACAUACUUCUCUUUCCAGUUCUGGAUGAACACCGUUUUUGCGGAUGGACCUCGCCAGGUUAUCAAUGCAAUCACCCUGUACUCCGUCAUGAAGGCCGACCUUAUCCCAGGAGGAAAGAACACAACAAGCGACGGCGACGCCUCUUCAAUCGUCCAGUUUUUUAAUAAUAUUAAAAUCCUCGCCGAAGACAACAACCUUCAAGCAGUGGUCUUGUUUGGUAUGCUUUUUACAUUGGUUAUUUGGGUACUGUCGGUUUUGAAGCUUGCUUCUGCCGUUAUUCUUUACUUAAUCUUUUUGUUCCACCAUAUCCCAGCCGAAGACGGGUCCCUCAAAGCGUAUUGCCGACGGAAAAUUAGCACACGACUUAAAAGAAUUGUGCGGAAGAAGGUUGACAAAGCCCUGGCGAAAGGUCUACAAUUACAAGACCGUCAGCCAACCCGACCUGGCCUGGCGACCUCGGAGUCGAAACCCACACUACCUUCAAUUGACAUGGAUAAGACUCCUGCUGUGACAACCUUGUCGCGUAGCACCACCGAGACAACUUUACCACCGUAUACACGGUCGAACUCGACUCGAACGGAGCGAAUGCCGACACUGCCGAAUCUCGAGCUCGACAGCAAACCGCCAUUAUCUCGAACUAUGACCAAGUCAUCAGCUAUUUCGGCGGACUCGGCGCCAUUGACCACCAAUGCGGCUCCAAUGGGAUAUAGCCCACUUGAUCACCAAGCCUCUUCAUUGCCUCCUGUUCCACCUUUGCCAGCGAAUGUUCCAUCACGGAUGGGCUCAGCUCAGCCACACACUGCUACUGGGUCUUCAUACGCACAUGAAGACGAUCAUUACUACCAAUCAUCUGAAUACCAUGAUUUGACAACCUCCGGAAUACAGCCAUCUCGGACAUUUACUCCGGCCGCUGAUCCAUAUGCCAAAUCAGCUCCACAUCUCGAUACUACUGAUGAUUAUUUCGACCAUUCUGAAGCAACCCACCAUUACGAUCAUUCUGGAUUUGAUGGUCAUUAUGAUCGAUACGGAGCGUCUGGAGAUGUGUAUGAGGAGGACGAGUUUGAUACCUAUGGAACAAAUAUGGAUCAUAGAAACAACUUUACCCAGCAGGGCCAUCCGUCCCAAGAGGGAUAUCAAGCAAGAUCGUAUACGCCGGCCUCUGCUUUGGCAGACUCCCAUCCUCAGGAUCCUUACCAGAGUAGAUCAUACACCCCGGCAAGUGCAGGUGGAUCGUACCGUCCAGAGGAUCCCUACCAAGCGAGAUCAUACACCCCGGCGAGCACUACGACAGCCCAACCUCAGGACGGAUACCAGUCCUACAGUCCAAACAACGCGACAGCUGCACCUUACCUUCAAGAUGUAGCGCAAGGUAGAUCAUAUACCCCCGCAAGCACAGGAACCCGUACGCCUCACCCACAAGGUGGAUAUCAAGACAGAUCCUUCACCCCCGCCACCGCAGGGACCCAGUCUCAGGAGGGGUAUAGGUCAUAUACUCCAGCUAACGCAUCUGCAACACACCAACCCCAAGGCUAUGCCCCGCCGCUGCGCUCUAUUACACCAGCUACCCGGACCGCACCUACUCCGCAGCCCGUAGAUCAGUCGAUGCGCCAACCCCCAAGAACUCUUACCCCCGUGAGCUCUGGGAAUGCCGGGUCGCAAAGCACUGGAUACACCGCGUUCAACCCCUCGGGAACCUCACAAACACCCCAGCCUCGCAUGCCUCGUGUGCCUCCGCCCACAGGCUACCAGCCAUUUACGCGGGCGAACACGGCUUCGCCAUCCACAAUGAACCGAAAUGGUCCUCCUGCAGGAUAUUCGUUCAAUCGAGCACACACCGACCAAUUAUGA
Messenger RNA from Penicillium verhagenii, 2322 nucleotides. RefSeq lists its product as uncharacterized. Gene Ontology annotation, biological process: potassium ion transmembrane transport. Gene Ontology annotation, cellular component: plasma membrane. Gene Ontology annotation, molecular function: potassium ion transmembrane transporter activity. The transcript has 2 exons. The coding region runs from base 1 to 2322 and encodes 773 amino acids. NCBI's taxonomy places the organism in Eukaryota, Fungi, Ascomycota, Eurotiomycetes, Eurotiales, Aspergillaceae. The record is from RefSeq and is a predicted model, not a curated record.